UUUUCACUCGUUUGGCAUAUCCGUGAGUAGUCUCUGAAACAGGUAAAGAAAACCAAGCAAAAUCCAUGGCUUCCUUAUCAGUGGCCACCAUUUUAUCCCGUCUCUCUAUUUUGGGGUUUGCAUCAAAGUCUUCUUUAAACCCAUUAUUGAUCUCCCCCAAUAGUAGUAGAAUCGAGAGAUUGAAUCGAUUGAGAUCCUUCUCCAUGGCUUCGUCUCCUAAAGAAUCUCCAGCCAACAAUCCAGGACUUCAUGCUACUCCUGAUGAUGCCACUAAAGGUUACAUCAUGCAACAGACUAUGUAUCGGAUUAAGGAUCCUAAAGUCAGUCUCGACUUCUAUUCUCGAGUUCUGGGAAUGUCAUUACUCAAGAGGCUGGAUUUCCCGGAAAUGAAGUUUAGCUUGUACUUUAUGGGUUAUGAGGAUACAGUGUCUGCACCAGAAAGCUCAGUUGAUAGAACAGUGUGGACUUUUGGUCGAAAGGCUACGAUUGAGUUAACACACAACUGGGGUACUGAAAGUGACCCCGAAUUCAAAGGAUAUCAUAAUGGGAACUCAGAUCCUCGUGGCUUUGGACACAUUGGCAUAACUGUUGAUGACACAAUUAAGGCAUGUGAAAGAUUUGAACGCUUAGGUGUCGAAUUCGUUAAAAAACCAGAUGACGGCAAGAUGAAAGGAAUUGCAUUUAUCAAGGAUCCUGAUGGCUACUGGAUUGAAAUCUUUGAUCUCAAAACUAUUGGAAAAGUUACUUCUGAGGCUGCUUGAGAUAAUAUGAACCUUUUUCUGGUCCGUUCUCUUUGAUAAGAUUUACAAUCAAAGCUUCUGGUUUUUGGUGCAUCUUGUUCAGGCGAGCGUUCUUCUCACUUUUGCCCUACUGGAAUGGAAAGAAUGAGUAUUUUGGGAGACCCUUUGUUAUAUAUUGUACAAGAAUUGGUAUUUGUUAUUGAAAAAGAAUCUCAGGCUUUGAUUUUGAAUAAAGUGAUGAGUUGGGUUUUGCCAUUCGGCCA
Messenger RNA from Cucumis melo (muskmelon), 1003 nucleotides. RefSeq names its product lactoylglutathione lyase. NCBI's taxonomy places the organism in Eukaryota, Viridiplantae, Streptophyta, Magnoliopsida, Cucurbitales, Cucurbitaceae. Gene Ontology annotation, molecular function: lactoylglutathione lyase activity; metal ion binding. The transcript has 9 exons. The coding region runs from base 66 to 761 and encodes 231 amino acids. The record is from RefSeq and is a predicted model, not a curated record.